UAUUCCAUUUAAGGUUGUGCACGGGAAUUGACAGAUGAGCUAAUACUUCGCUUUAAUAGGUAAAUAUCCUUAUGACCUGUCAACAAGACAUAGAAAUCUACUGACUUGACGACUUGGAAGUGAGCAAAGGAAAUUCAAUUUGAUAAAUUUAGAAAACUAGCAUCAAUCACAGGAUACUCUGAAACGGCCUUAAUAAGAGAUGACACAACACGGAAUAGAGAGGAGUUUUAAGGGGCUAAAUAUAAACGACUCGCCUGGCACCCAGAAAAAAAUACCACCUGCUGUGGCACCAAAGCCAUCUAAAGUCAUAAACGCAUCACCAAAACCAUUCAAAGCAGGAGGGGGAACGUAUCGCCAGUUCCGAUCAGAUCAGGGAGAUGAGGAAUUCCCUCCCCCUCCACCGCAAACGACCUACAUAGAGGACAUGCCCUACCCUCCCCCACCUGUAGAUCAGUCCCGUGGUUAUGGCUACAAUGACCCCCAGGAGGAUUUCCCUCCCCCUCCCUCACCCACCUCCAACUACAACACACAACCUCUGGACAACACAAGAUACGGAGUACACAAUCAGAUUUACUCCUCUUCCUAUGGGGAAUCUCCUCCAAACAGAUCUUUUGAGUCAUAUCACACCAGCACCACCCACUACCAAAUGGACAACCAGAAACCAACUUACACAGGAGGGCAUUCCACGUCCCCCACAGGGUCCCCCUAUAAACCCCCCAGUAACUACGCCAACCUGCAGCCAUCUCAGCCCGCCUACUCCUCCUCUGGUCCCUCCCCUCAGUCAGACAACACGAUUUACGCCCGCCCCGUUAAAGUGAUCCGGGAGCCACCUGACAGUUACAAUCCUCCACGGGACCAUGGGGCACCACCAGCUGGCUACGUAAGACAGAACAUCAGUGAGCACCACAUUUUUAAUAACCAAGGAGGGCCCGACUAUAACUAUGAUAGAAAUCUCAGCACCAGCUCAGGGGGAUUUGUUCCAAAAUAUCAGGAUGACUACAGAAAUGAACGCCCUGUUCCUGGGCCACAGGUGGUACCCGUGGGUCCAGAAUCACCAUGCGGUGGGGACAAAUCUACACAAGAAGCUGAAGUUGAUGCCCUGACCAAUCUUUUGAUACAAAACAUGGAUUCUUCUAGUGAAACAGACUUCUUUGGUAUUUGUGUGAAAUGUCAGAAGAAAGUAGUAGGAGAGAACAAUGGCUGUACGGCUAACGACCAGGUGUACCACAUCUCAUGUUUCAUCUGUAUCAACUGUGGGACUCUGUUGAGAGGAAAAUCAUUUUAUUCCAUGGACAACAAACCUUACUGUGAACAGUGCUACGUCAAUAGUUUAGAGAAGUGUUCCGUGUGUUCCAAACCAAUAACAGAUCGGUUGCUGAGGGCCACAGGCAAGCCCUAUCACCCAGCCUGUUUUACGUGUGUAGUGUGUGGUAAGAGUCUGGAUGGAAUACCCUUCACAGUGGAUGCUACGAACCAAAUUCACUGCAUCGAGGAUUUUCACAAAAAAUUUGCACCCCGAUGUUGUGUUUGCCAAAAUCCCAUCAUGCCAGAGUCAGGGCAGGAGGAGACAGUUCGAGUCGUUGCCAUGGAUAAAAGUUUUCACGUUCAGUGCUACCGAUGUGAAGAUUGCGGACUAUUACUGUCCUCCGAGGCUGAAGGUCGAGGGUGCUAUCCGCUGGACGAACAUAUUUUAUGUAAGAACUGCAAUGCCAAGCAAAUCCAAGCAAUGUCUUCCAAAAUGGCCACAGAGUUAUGAGCUGCAAUCAGUUACAGGGCAUACAGCUGGAUCUUUUAUGUUGUGUUGAAAUAUUUGUUAUACACUAUAUGUUCUUUUUUUUUUGGGGGGGGGAUAAAAAUAAGAUGAAUAUUCAAUAACUGUUCUAUGCAAUAAAACACUUGGAGGGAGGGAGUCAUUCUUUUUAUAGGUACAAUUUCAUUCUGACUGUAUUAUGUUGGAAUACUUUCACUGGUGUGUUUAAGUAUGAUUGAAAUAUUGAACUGCUGUCUUUUAUUUAUAGGAUGUUUUGUUAUUUGUUGCUUAUAUAAAUAAGUUAUUGGUAUAUUUAUUUUCACUUUGUACUUAUUCUCUUAUUUAAAGUAGCAAAUUUGUGUUUACAUUGGUAAACAUUGGUAAACAGAGAUGUUUUUAUCUGAAAAAAAAAAACUGACCCCCAAAUGAUAUUGAAUUUUCUGAUUAUUAGUUGUUGGAUAUUUAUAUGAACCCUGUGUAACACUUGUAUAAAUUUACAUUUACUGUUUUUAUUAUCAGUUUAUAUUUCUUUUGCUGUAUGGUGAUAUACAAAUAUAUCAAAGGGCUUUUUGUGUAGUUUAUUGUCAUUCAGUUAGAUUUUUUAUCCAUUUUUUUAAUCUUAUUUAUAAAGGCAUUAGAGUAUGGUAAUAAUUUUUGUCUCUACAUUUGCAGAACUUUAAAAUCAUUUUUUUCUCUCUACAUAUCAGCAUUAUUAGCAUUAUUUUAUCAGAUAAUUAUAAUUUAUUGCAUGAACAAAGCUCUAAAGCUGGUACAAUCUAGUCCCCUUAUUACAUCAAAUAAAUGUUAUAGGUAAAAAUUUGUACAGAAUCUUAAUAAAACUCUAAUGAACAAGUUGUCCAUGCAACACUUCAUAAACGUGUACAUUUAUAUACAUAUUAAGUAUGUACUUAUUGAAGAGAUAUUAUCAAAUCAACUUUGAUUUAAACAAUUAGAUGUACAUAUACCUAUUUUAAUUUGAUAUUUAGAAAGUGAUUGAUAAAAGGAUUUUCAUUUUGCUUUUUAAAGAAACUUUGAUAUUUUUAGAUGUGAUAUUUGCAUGUAGAUAUAAAAUUCGCAGAUUCAAGAUAUUCUACGCAGUGCUUUGUGAUACACUCAUAUCAACGCAUAUAUUUUUAUAUUACUUCAUUGCAUGAAAAAAGAAAAAACAAGUGUCAGUUAUUUCCCUUUACAUGAGUUGAUGAUUAGUUGUAGAUAAGACUGAUGGUACACUCUAUUAACCUUCUGUUGGAGGAUGAGAGGAGCUUGUAAAGUGUGUCAGUCGUCCAUCUGUUUGUCUGUAAAAAUUUUUCCAUAGUGUUUGAUUUAUGUUUUUUGGCCAUGCACAUUGUAAUUUCUUGUAUCUAUUUGAAUUUCAAUUAAUACUGUUCCAAUGGUUAUGAAAAAUGAGGUAAAAUGCAAAUGUAAGGCACAAUUUCAACUUCCUGCUACAGAUAAAAGGUGUUGACAUGGUUACUAAAAAUGAAAUAAUUUUGAUUAUUUAAAGGUGUUAUGAUCAAAGACACCUUGUAACAGUGAAAUUCAAACCAGUAGAGUUGUAUGGUCUGCUCAGAGACUUUUUUUCUGUGUGUUUUUGUUUUGUAAAUGUCAGAUUUUACUUACUUUUAUUAUUAUACGCCCGUCUUAAGACGGGACGUAUUAUGUUAUAGGCUUCAUGUCCGUCCGUCCGUCCGUCUGUCCGUCUGUCCAUUCGUGUCCGGCUCAUAACUUCAAUACUAUUAGGCCUAGGAUUAUCAAACUUUGUCAACUGAUACUUCUUGGGUAGACGGUGUGUCGCGCACCAAAAGUAGGUCGCUCUGACCUUUAAUAAAGAUGCUAUGGCCAAAUAUGGAAAAAUCCUGUCCGGCUCAUAUCUAGAAAACUAUUAGACCUAGAGCUAUCAAACUUGGCAAAAGUAUACAUCUUAGGUAGAAGGUGUGUCGCGACCUAUUUCAAGGUCACUGUGAC
This is a messenger RNA of Saccostrea cuccullata (small rock oyster), 3715 nucleotides long. Its product is annotated as lipoma-preferred partner homolog. NCBI's taxonomy places the organism in Eukaryota, Metazoa, Mollusca, Bivalvia, Ostreida, Ostreidae. The record is from RefSeq and is a predicted model, not a curated record. Gene Ontology annotation, biological process: cell-cell adhesion. The coding region runs from base 200 to 1756 and encodes 518 amino acids. Gene Ontology annotation, cellular component: stress fiber; focal adhesion. The transcript is spliced from 11 exons.